Messenger RNA from Sitophilus oryzae (rice weevil), 2694 nucleotides. Its product is annotated as leucine zipper putative tumor suppressor 2 homolog. Lineage: Eukaryota; Metazoa; Arthropoda; Insecta; Coleoptera; Curculionidae. The coding region runs from base 401 to 2110 and encodes 569 amino acids. The record is from RefSeq and is a predicted model, not a curated record. The transcript is spliced from 11 exons.
GCGACUCCACGCCGCCCGGUGGUACUUCGGUACUUCUCACAGGUCCGGCCAGUCGUCAGUUUGCCGACGAUUUCGCACAGAGCGCGGCACAGGUAAACGGUCUCCGCGAGGUUUCGCGUCUUUGCCGCAUUUUUCCGCCGUCUUUCGCGUUCACGCGUCCGGUCGUAGUGGGUCAGUGUGGAUGUGUCACGUCGUGUCACCGCGCGCUGCCCUUUUGCUCGACUGACUGACUUCAGACUCGAUUGACUGACGUUUCGAGUUUGAAUUGACUUAGCGUAAUAACAGUGAUUUAGAGACUUGUUUAUUGAGGCCAGGAUACGGAGUCACGAAUUUUUGCAUUGACAGAUUCACCAAGAGGCUUUUUGUUCACAAUCUGAUUUCCCGCAAUAAUGUGACAGUCAUGACAUCGUGUACUACCGACAGCGGCACGGAAACCCUAUUUUCCGACGACUCACCUUGCGAGCUAGUAGGCUCGCCCAGCGUUUGCUCGGUGGAGGAAAACUCCUCCAAACCCAACGAAGAUGCGGUCUCCAUCCAUAGCAGACUGGCCCCUCCCAACAUUCAGCCAUACAGCGGCGUCUUGGAGAAGGGUAAAGUGGUUAUUCGUCCCAUAGCAUUCAAACCAUCAGUACCAAAUAUGACUCCAUCCUCGAGGUUCAGUGAUAGGUACAGUUCCACGCCCAUUUUAACCAGGCCUGGUUCCAGACUAACGCUAUAUGGAAGUACAAGUGAUCUACAUAGGACACCAACCAUCCAGAAUUAUUCUCUGGAUAGGAAGAUCCGAUCUUCUUGUACUUCAACCAAUUCCUCACCUCCUUUAGCCAUGAGCUCGUUGCCAUCUAUACCUCACAGCCAUAAGUUGAUCGGGUACGACAGUUUGGAGAGUGUGAGGAAAAGCCCUCACAACCAUUUGGAUGGAUCAUUAUUACAUAAAGGCUCAUACAGAUUAUCAACGUCCAACGUAGAGAGCCUUCUAGAUCUUACUCCCUCACCUAGCGAUUCUGGCGUGUCUGAGCUGGAGGCAGCCCUCAGAGAUCGAGAUUCUGAGCUGGCCUACCUCAGACAAACCAUGGAGCACAAUGAACAAGUCAUAUUUCGAGUCUAUCAAGAAAAAGAAAAGGUAUGGGAAAGAGAAAUCCAUAGGCUUAAAACCCUUCACGACAACAGAUUACGAGCCAGUGCUCAGAAAGCGAUGAAGCUAGAACAGAUGCUGAUGAUGCAGUCCUACCAACUGAAUCAGGACAAAAAAAGACUUACGGGAGAACUUCAAAGAACGAAUUUUCAAAACGAAAAAUUGAAACAGGAAGUGAGUGCUCUAAGAAGCAGACUGGAGGAUACCGAGUGGGGUCUUUGCCAAAGAACCGGUGAGAUGUCUUUGCUUAAAACGCAACUUAAAGAGUACCAGACGGAACAAACCACAAAGUGCCAAGAGCUUUUACAGCUCAGAACAGAUUAUAGAGAGUUGCAACAGCAGUUUGAAGAUAUGGAGGAUGAGUUGGGGAAGCAGCGGGCAGAUACUGUAGAAAAAUCGAAUGAGAUUGCUGAUAUGAAAAUAGAAAUAGAGAGUCUUAGGUGCCAGUUAAAGAAAUACGAGUCCAUAGAAAGUAUUGACAAAGCAAGGUUCGAAGAUAUAACAGAAACGGAAAGACUGAAAGCCGAAAUUAAAGAACUGCGCGAAGAGCUGUCAGAUCUUUCACUGAACGACUACAGCAACGUUCAACCCGGUCGAUUUCUGAGAACUCAGAACCUGCAAAACGAUCUGCAGAACGGUCAGAACUCUGACGACAGUAUGUCUCUGGAAGACCUGGAGAUUCAGAAACUGAGCGGGGAGUACAUAGAGAACUUCAACGAGGACAACGAAGUGAGCAGACUGCGGAAAGAGUUGCAGUUGAAGAACAAGGAGUUUGCUAGAGAGAAAUUGAUAUGGGUUCAAGAAAAAGAGAAGGUUUUAAGAUAUCAAAGACAGCUACAAAUGAACUACGUGCAGAUAUACAGGAGGUGCAAAUCUCUAGAAAAGGAAUUGGUAAACAUCAAAAUCGAAAUAGAAGAUUCCGAUUUAAGUAACGAUCAAGUUGGAAAAGCUGACCCAACGCAGACCAUAGAACUUUAAAUUAUUCGUUUUUAUUUACCUACAGCUCGUCAAAUAUAUGAUGAUAUUGUCUGCCACAGCUGGAGGAAAUGAAUUGACAUUUUCAUUGAGAAAUAUCAUCCUAUGUUUGAUAAGUUGUAGUUUAAUAAACAUUUAGUGCUACUUCUAGUGAAUAUUUUGUGCUAUAUCUUGCCAGUAGUGGUUGAAGUAUUUGUUAUAAUAUUAAAGAAUGAAUUUGUACAAAGAUAUAGUAGUAAAUGAAGCUAGAGUUUGUCACCAUACUUUUUCUUAUGUAGAUGGAAAAUCUACAGAUAAGUUAAAAGUAUUAAAAAAGCAAUAUAAAACACACUAGUUGUUUUUGCACAAUACCUUUUUAUUUAAAUUACAGUAGAUUAAGUAGACGCAGUUUUAGUAAAGUAGACGGACAUAUUGUGAUUUUUGUUUUUUGAAAAUACUUUAUUUAUUAUAUUGUAACUAGGCCCUAGAUUUAAGUACUGUAUAUUAAAGUGUUAUUUUUUUUACUAGACACGAAAUAGUACACAAUGCAGUGAGUGCGCUUGUAGUUUUUUUUUAUUUUAUGACAUUCUCGUGUGUAUAUAUUACGU